GCUACAAAAGUCGAGUGGUCAUGUUUCUGUGAUAGCCACCUACAUGUAACGCAGAGUGAUUCACGGAAAUAAACGCAAUACAGUACCAGUUUGCCAGGAUGUAAACUAAUAUUUGCACGUAUUUUGUUAAGAUUUGAUAAUUAUCUGUAACAAAUUUUUGUUCCUUUGUCUAUGUGACAUUUAAAUUGUAUAUGUUUCACUUCGGGCAAAGGAAUGCAAACACUGAGGGAAGACACUGUGAGAGACAGCCAUGUGUUCUGUUGUUGAUUGCAAUUAGCCUAGAUACCAUUUUAUCACAGUGGAUACAAUGUUUUGGAUAAAAAGAAUCACAUAAAACUCACUUGUUUUCACAUUAUGUGUGUUGGAAGUCAGGAAGGAUUAUACGGUAUUGUCUUAAAUACCGAUGGAUGUGAACUUAACGAAUAACAGAACACUAGCGAUUUUACCCGCAGACUACAUCCUCUGGCACUUAAAUGAAAAGCUGUUCGAAAAGAAUAAACCUGCUAUAAUUUUCUUACUAAUUAGCAUGGUCGUGGGAACAGUUGGAAAUGGACUUGUGGUUUAUGUAUAUGGAUGGUGUCUACGCCCCAAUUCUUCCAAGAAUAUUUUUAUUACCUGGUUGGCUGUGUUUGAUUUGAUUUCUUGUUGCGUCACAAUUCCAUUUGAGGCCUUUGAUCUACGCUUUCCAAUGUUGUAUGGAGAAAGAACAUUAUGCAAAAUGUCUCGCACGCUGGCAUUUGCUGUUAACAUCACUUCCGGUUUAAUUCUAGUGUUGAUUGCUUUCGACAGACUUCAGAUCACAAGGCCUCCCUAUAAAAGUUACACGAAGAAGAAAACCCGACUGUUGAUUUUAUUAGUGACUGUCAUAUCGUUCGUGGUGUCCAUACCUGCUCUAUUCGUGUUCGGAACGAAAACCAUACCUACUAUAUUUCCGGGUGUGAACGGAAAAGACUGUUCAUAUGACGAUUCGGUGAAAAAUACACAGUUUCCAAUUAUUUAUUAUGUGUUCUUAGCUGUGAUUUUUCUUUCAACGUUUAUAAUUCUUGGUGUCUUGUAUAUAAAAAUUGCAAUUGCAAUAUACGAGUGGAAACAUACUAUUAUAGGAGAUGCCUUGGCAAUGUCUAUUCAAAAUGGACACAAAAUGUCUCGCAGUACUUCUGUUGAUUCUUCCAAAUUUCACGCUGUGAACUCAAAGAAGACCAGCAUUUCAUCAGUUUCUUUAGGAGAAUCAUUUGAUUCAGAAAAUAAGCAAACAAGAAGUCACAACUCCUCCGAUCAUAUGGAAUAUGAGACUCGGACUAAUUCACAAGAUCAAACUCACAACUCUUCCACUCAGCAACAUGAUGUCAACCUCGCAAACUCGGCAAAAAGUACCAAGAGUUCAAUAACAGACUGUACAGAUAAUGGAAAGAGAAAACAAUCAUUAAAAGAGAAAGCAAGUCCCAUUAAAUCAAAUGUUUUAUUUAUUACAAUAACUGCCGUGUUUGUGCUUAGUUAUCUCCCUUUCUUAUUAUUUGAACUAUUAAAAGGAGUUCUGAAAGAGGGAACAUUUAAUGAAACAGCAUUUGAAGUGGUUACAAAAUCUGUGUAUUUAAACAAUCUUGUAAACCCAGUCAUUUACGGAAUUUACAACGAAAAGUAUAGACAGGAAAUUUAUAAUUUGUUCUGUAACCGACAUAAGUUUAGAUCAAACAGAUAUAAUACAAGUUUUAGUAAUUAAUAUUAAUUAUGAUAGUUUUAUUAUGAAUGUCUUGUACAUGAAUAACUUUUGCAACAUCGCAUUUUAAUGCUUAUUGAAUCUGUUUAUCUGUGAUAUUUCCGGAAAGUGUAAGAAGUUUUUAAACACGUUUUACAUUCUCUCCACCAUUGGUUCAUACAUUUAUUUCCCUCGUUAGCUCACGAGUACAGAAUAUAGUGAUACGGACAAGGAAAUGUGCAUUUCUUUUUA
Molecule: messenger RNA, 1948 nt
Organism: Saccostrea cuccullata (small rock oyster)
Lineage: Eukaryota; Metazoa; Mollusca; Bivalvia; Ostreida; Ostreidae
Product: alpha-2Da adrenergic receptor-like
Exons: 2
Coding region: 404-1720 (438 amino acids)
Biological process (GO): neuropeptide signaling pathway
Cellular component (GO): plasma membrane
Molecular function (GO): G protein-coupled peptide receptor activity
Source: RefSeq, a predicted model, not a curated record